Messenger RNA from Populus euphratica (Euphrates poplar), 696 nucleotides. Its product is annotated as peroxidase 65-like. Gene Ontology annotation, biological process: response to oxidative stress. The coding region runs from base 1 to 696 and encodes 231 amino acids. The transcript has 3 exons. Gene Ontology annotation, molecular function: peroxidase activity; heme binding. The record is from RefSeq and is a predicted model, not a curated record. NCBI's taxonomy places the organism in Eukaryota, Viridiplantae, Streptophyta, Magnoliopsida, Malpighiales, Salicaceae.
AUGGCAUCAGCUGCCACAACACCCAUACAUCGUUGGUGCAAUAACCAAGAGUGCUCUUAUCAGAUUCAAGAGACUAAACUUGACAAGCUAGCUACUAUACAUAUAGCCUCAGCGGAGAGCGAUGCAGAAAUAAAUCUGUCACUGACAGAUGGCUAUGAUGCCUUCUCUCGAGCCAAGAGAGAUUCGGAGUUGCAAUGCCCUGGCAUUGUGUCUUGUGCUAAUGUUAUGGCCAUUGCCUCUACAGACUUGGUGGGAGGUGAAAAAAGGAAGAAGAGAUGGGCUAAUUUCCAAGGCUUCAAGGGUGGAUGGGAACCAUCCUCAAGAGAACAAGCCAUCCCUCUACUAAUCUCACUCUACAAAUCCAAAGGCGUAUCUAUUCUACACAUGAUGGCCUUAUCAAGUGGACACAACAUGGGGUUUCUCACGCUGCAAGGAAUUCAUGCGAAGAAUUUAUGGCUACAACAGCACAUUCGACAUGCACUAACAAUGAACCAAGAACAUGCACUGACCCUUCGUGGUCCUCGUCCUCAGAAACAUCGACUUGAUCCUACUGUGGUUGCCCUUAGUGAUGUAGCAACCCCAUUUAACUCUUACAAUGCUUAUCAACAAAACCUUAAAAAAGUUCUUGGGUGGCUUGCAACUGACCAAAUGUUGGGUUUGGACCUGUUAACUCGAGUUCCUUUGUUGCAAUCAUGA